This is a messenger RNA of Chara braunii, 1580 nucleotides long. The record is from the annotation of a GenBank genome assembly. NCBI's taxonomy places the organism in Eukaryota, Viridiplantae, Streptophyta, Charophyceae, Charales, Characeae.
GUAAGCCCCCUGCCUCUGUCAAUGGUUCAUGUUGGUGUGGUCUUGUGAUCCUUGUCAAUUGUGCAUUAUCCAUUUUCCAGUGUCAAACUUCAGUUCUGCCUACCAAAAGACUGCAGACGGAGAGAGCGUAGUGACAGAGCCUUACUGUCUGGAUUUGGUUACUAAUUGCCGUGAUACCAGGCUGGCAAGAAGAGGAUUUCUUGUGACUUAUAGUCUUAGCCAAUUUUACGGCGAUUUGCAGCAAACUGGACUCACCGCAUAUGAAGUGGAUAUGACAGCAAUCAUCGAUGAUUUCAUGGUGGAAGUGAAUGCAGAUGGUAAAUAUGUGGUGGAGGUGUAUGAUGUGCGGCCCGACACAAGAUACUUCCUAUAUGGCAUUAACUCUGAUUCCCCUGACUUGUACGGGGAGGAGGUUGUGUCACCAUUGGUGUUGGACAGUCAACGGUCCUACACGUUUCAUUGCAGGCACAGACAACAAGACAUCAUUCCUUCUAUCGCUGUCAAAUGGACCUCAGUCGCCUUUCUUGUUGUCCUGGCCCUGAAUCUGCUCUUGAUUUGCUACACACGAAUGGAUGGUGCACAGAAGGAGUUUGCCGACGUGCGAAGCCGCAAAGAGGAGAUGGAGGCCCUGAACAUUGCCCUUAAGGAUGCAAAUAAGGCCAAGGACAUCUUCCUUGCCACCAUGUCACGCGAACUACAGGCUCCUGUUGCCAACAUUGCCGGGUUUUUGCAGUCCUUGAAGCAGACGGAGUUGGAUCCUUCUCAAGCAGACUUUUUGGGUGAAGCUUUGUCAAGCUGCAAAGGACUUAUGAGGCAUAUGGGGUACAUUAUGGAUCUGACUGACCUAGAGGCAGGAAGGUUAACUACUAAUUAUCAGGUUUUCGAUAUCAGAGAGCUGGUUGAUGAGAUCAUGGAAGACUAUGUGCAGGAGGCUCGCGAGAAACCAGAUGUCGAGGUCGCGGCAGUGGUGCAUGAUGCGGUCCCAGUGCUUGUGGUUGGGGAUAAUGGAAAGAUUCGACAGGUUAUUGAGAGCUUAAUUAGUAACUCACUGAAGUUCACGAAUGUAGGACAUAUCUUUAUCUGCGUACGGCUUGGAUCGGAUGACCUACUAGGUGCACAUCGUAUUGCAUCACUGACUGGAUCACAUGGAAGCAUGAAUCAAUCGUUUGCUGGCAAUGCCUUGAGUCCCCAAAAGCUGGAGGACGAGAGUUUUAUGGAGAUGUCUUUCACCGCCCGGAGACCCGAGAGUUAUACCGACAUGUCUUUCACCAGCCGCAGAGCGGAUCCUUCUAGGGGAAGUGUAGGUUCGCUAGGGAUAUUUCAUCGAGGCCUUCGGAGCUCUGGAACAUGGGCGAACCUGCAACAAAUUUUUGACUACAAUGUAUCGCCUAUUCGACCUACACCAACUGGAGCGGAGAACACUUUCCAUGUCAUCUUUUCUGUGGAGGUGUGUCAGUCCAAGAACCACCGAAACCUUUUCUGCCCUUUGCAUCCAGGUUGUACCAUGGAGCCGGUAUCUUCUUCAUGUCCUCAUUUAAUCCUCAAUAAUCGUGAAUAAUGUCUCAUUGCCAUGAACGUUA